CCGUCUCCAACCAGGAAAACACCUCUUCCCCAUGCUUGCGUCCUCUGCGACGACUCUUAUCUCAGUCACACUUCGGAUUUCCAUAUGUAGGAAAAAUAUGGACUCCCAGUCCCUCGAGUUAUCUCCACCUGAUCCAGAACCUGUGAGCCAGAACCGGAACGCUAAAUGUCGCCACCGCUUUCCUGCCAUAAGAAAUUCGAGGUACCAACUUCCGCUUCCGUUUGGCUGCGGCUGGAAGGUUGAACACUCUGUGUCCUGAGGGGUCACAGUGCUGGCAGCCUCUGCCCGUGCUCUUUGGGUUUACCCUGAAAUCGAAUAAAGUCAGACGGGCUCCUCAGCCGAAAUAUCUAAAGUAGAAGUAAGUGUAUGUAACGUAGACAUGGCCCCAGGGCAUGGGCAUGGACAGGAACAUGGUCACAGCAAGAUGGAGUUACCUGAUUAUAGACAGUGGAGGAUCGAGGGGACCCCGUUAGAAACUGUCCAGAAGAAGCUGGCUGCACAAGGACUCAGGGAUCCGUGGGGCCGCAAUGAAGCUUGGAGAUACAUGGGUGGCUUCACACACAAUGUUUCCUUUGUCGGUGCAUUCCUGAAAGGGUUCAAGUGGGGAUUUGCGGCGUUCGUGGUGGCUGUUGGGGCCGAAUAUUACCUCGAGUCCCUGAAUAAGGAGAAGAAACAUCACUGAGGAGGGUCCUGGAAGCCUCAGUGACUUCUUCGCUUGUAAGAGACCAGAAAAUCAGUGUCAGAAAAUCAGAGACUGGAGCCUCCUGUGGAAAUUGAAUUCACUUGCCUCAGAGUCUGUAAGAAAGGACCUACUGCAAAGAGAUUUUAUUUUAAAUUUAUAUGUCAUAUAUAAAAUUUAUUAUAUAUUUCAUUUACAUGUAGUAUGUAUUAUGAAUAUACAUAUAAUUCAAAAUGCUAUUGUUUAAUAUCAGACUGAAUUACUUUUGGUUUUGUUUUUUUUUUUGGUACUAGGGAUCAAACUUGAGACCUUGCACUUGCAAGGCAAGCGCAGGAACCACUGAGCUAAAUCCCUGGCCCCUACUUUUGAUUUUUAAAAAUUUGUUUUGUUUUUUUGUUUUUUGAGACACAGUCUCGCAAUGGAAUACAGGCUGCCCUUGAACUCGCUAUGUAGCCCAGGCUGGCCUGUUCUCCUGCCUCAGCCUCCCAAGUGCUGGGAUUACAGGCUUGUGCCACCACACUGGCAUUGAAUUUCCUUUGUUACAUGUAAACAGUGUAAAAUGUGGCUUUAGCAGUUAAAAAAAUAAAGACAAAAUCUCCAUGUCUCAGUUCUGCAUAGUUUUCUGUCUAAUCUCACGUGCAACAGAAUGAAGCAACCUUUUCGAAAUAUCCCACAAAUUACUAAACUAACUGGGAAGAAUGUUGGUUGUUGCUGAAGACUUUUGUUUCUGGGACUGCACAUCACAAAAUAAGAUCAUGAAUAUUUAAGAUGUAAACCAGCUGUUUGUGGUGGCACACACCUGUGAUCCCAGCACCCAGGAGGCUGAGGCAGGAGGAUCGCCAGGAGUUCAAGGGUUCAAGGCCAGGCUGGGCUACAUAGUGAGAUCCUGUCUCAAAAAAAGAAAAAAGAAAGAUGUAAACCAGGAGGUUUUGUGUCAUUUGAGAAAAGAAUAGUUGUUGUUGUUGCUGUUGUUACUGAUACUGACGAUAGAACCCGGAGCUGUGGGCAUGCUCAGCAAAACCUCUACCACUGAGCUACAUCCUCAGUACUGAAUGUAUUUAUUUAUUUGUUUAUGUAUCACAAUAUGGGGAUUGAACCCAGGCCCUCUGCACUGAGCUACAUCCCCAGUUCUUUUUAGUUUUUAAUUCUGAGACAUGAACUUGCUAAGUUGAACGUAGCCUAUGCUGUGUUUGAACUUACAGUCCUCCUGCCUCAGCCUCCUAAAGUUCAUAGGCCACCGCAUCUAGCUCAGAAUAAUUCUUUUUUUUUUUUUCAGAAUAAUUCUUAAUGCACCAAAGUGUGUCCCCAAAAACAAUUUAUGGCUAUGAAGAAGUAUUUUGCUUUCAGAUUUUUGUUUUGCUUUUAGAUUUUUACCAGUUAUACUAUCCAUGAACUAUUCAUUACAUCUUAUUCUAAAUAAAGCAUUUAGUACUCCUUGCAA
Heterocephalus glaber (naked mole-rat) is the source of this 2120-nucleotide messenger RNA. It is a transcript of the gene Ndufb3, whose product is annotated as NADH:ubiquinone oxidoreductase subunit B3. Gene Ontology annotation, biological process: mitochondrial respiratory chain complex I assembly; electron transport chain. Gene Ontology annotation, cellular component: respiratory chain complex I; mitochondrion. NCBI's taxonomy places the organism in Eukaryota, Metazoa, Chordata, Mammalia, Rodentia, Bathyergidae. The record is from RefSeq and is a predicted model, not a curated record.